ACGAUUAUCCACUAGCCUCUGACUCCCCCCUUCGUUGAAGAAGCGCAGAAGAGGCUCAACUUGAGUCAGAGUGACGAAGAUGGUAAGCCAUGGAGCUAUUCGACCUCCCUGCAAUUCUACUCCCUUUCUCGCUCUUCACCGCACCACCACUACGCUCCUAUCAUUCCCAACGAAGACCCAACUCUCUUUGGUUUCAAACACGUGCUCGUCUUCUUCGCUUUACUCGGUCUUUUGCGGAAACCACUCCUUCAUCUUUUCAUUGCCGCAACCCCAUCUCUAUUCUCGUGUUAUUUGUGAACGUAGACAUUUUGGAUUGGGUGGACGUGCUUUGAGUGAUCGUGGGAAAGUUGGCAUUGGGCUUCCGGAGAUGGAUGGCUUUGAUGACGUGGAGGAGGAGGAUGAGUUUGAUGACGAUAAUGUGGAUGAGGAGGAGGACGAUGAGGUGUUGGUGCCAUUCGAGAAUAUGAGACAGUGGCUGAAGAACAAGCCGUGUGGCUUUGGUGACGGGAAGAUGUAUGACACCUCUGUUGAGGACAAGCUGCUUGAAGAAAUGGAGCAGAGUAAACAGGCACAGGCUACCAAUGUCAUGAAGCUUAAGAACGACCCCAUAAAGCCCAAUUCCAUGAAAGACGCUCAAAAGAAUAUAGCUCCUGAAGUUGUUCCAAGUGGCGUUCGGGUACGAGUUGUCAACCUUCCUAAGAAAAGGAACAUCGAUAGGGAUUUGAAAUCAGCUUUCCGAGGAACCCUUGGUCUACUUAACAUAAUCCCAGCAGUUUCUGGGAACAGGAAAACUAGGGACCCCGUCUGUAAGGGUUUUGCUUUUGUUGAUUUCAGGUCAGAGGAGGAUGCAAGAAGGUUUGUACAAAUAUUUUCUAGUCAAAGUAUUAUGUUUGGUAAAAUUGAGAAGCAGAUAAAAUGUGAUAUUAUGAAUCCACGGUCUCCAAGUUCUUCUCAUGUUCAAUCAACAGCCAUUUCCAAUUCUGCUUCCGAGUUGAGAGUUCCUGACUUUGAAGGAUACCAAACAGAUUCCAACGUGGAUGAUUCUUCUCUGGAUUCAUGGGAGGAGAUUACCUCGGAUGAAUCAGAUAACCCAGAUAAUAAGCUCAUAGGAGCGAAUGUAGGAGACAUCAGAGAGGACCUGAAAUCGAUCAGUGCAGUGAAGUUAAAUAGUGUUGAUAGUAUGGAAGCAAGGACAGAUCCUUUAGCUCAUUCAUUCUCUUCAAAGAUAGAGAGAAUCCCGGCACCUGAGAAGCAGCUACUUGCUCAAGGGAAACGAGAGAAGGUAUCUGAGAAAAAACUACAUGUGAAAGCAAAAGGAGAAAAGGCUCCUGCGAAAAAGCCAGUAGGAAAAGAAAAAAGAGAAAAAGUUCCAAAGUUGGCCAUUCCAGGGUCCGCGAAGAGGUUAAAGAUCAAGGAGAAGGCUGUCCUUACUGAUGUUUUCUCUAAAUAUGGAGCACAAGCUGCUUUUGCUUCAAAGGAAGGGAGUUAAUCACUCCAGUCUUGAUCAGUUUUUUAAUAGACCUAGUCUUAAUCAUUUGGAAUUUGAUAAGAUGAGACCAUUACUAGUAAUAUAGAUAUAAAUUGCAAAAGCAUCAAGAAACUAUGGUCUCCAUGAAUCUAUUGUUGUUUGCCUUCCGA
This is a messenger RNA of Juglans regia (Persian walnut), 1638 nucleotides long. RefSeq lists its product as uncharacterized. The transcript is spliced from 4 exons. The coding region runs from base 80 to 1489 and encodes 469 amino acids. Gene Ontology annotation, molecular function: RNA binding. The record is from RefSeq and is a predicted model, not a curated record. Lineage: Eukaryota; Viridiplantae; Streptophyta; Magnoliopsida; Fagales; Juglandaceae.